UUGAACUCUGAACUCGUGUUGCCAAGUUGUUAAACUGUCUGGCAGUGUGUCAAGAAUCUCAGUUGAAAGUUGACUUCCUGGACAGACAGACAGACAGACAGUCACCCUGCUGCUAGUGGAGGACAGAGAGGACUAAUAUCACACUACAUUAGCUUAGCUGUUAGCCUACAACUAUAGCUUACAUAGUUCACCAGCUACUGCUGGUAGUGAGAGGACGAGAGAAACGCACCUGUCGGACGGUUAUCACUCAUGUGUUGUCGGUAGUUAACAUGUCGGAUCAGCUCCAGCCGGCUUUCCCAACAACCCAACAACAACAACAACAACAACAACAACAGCAGGCUAACCUGAACUCUGCUCCUUUCCCUCAGUGUCUGGUGAAACCUCUAAACAAUCCUCUGCAGAUCAAACCUGUAAACAAUCCUCUGCAGAUCAAGAGAACCGUGAUCACAGACGACUACAGGGUCACCAGUCAGGUGCUCGGGAUGGGGAUCAACGGCAGAGUGCUCGAGAUAUUCCACAAAGACAGUGGAGACAAGUAUGCAGUAAAGAUGCUGCAGGAUUGUCCGGAGGCCAGACGGGAGGUUGAGCUCCACUGGAGGGUGUCACCUUGUCCCCACAUUGUACCCAUCAUAGAUGUUUAUGAGAACCUCUACCAGGGCAGGAAGUGCCUCCUCAUCGUGAUGGAGUGCAUGGAUGGAGGUGAAUUAUUCAGUCAUAUCCAAGACAGAGGGAACCAUGCAUUUACAGAAAGAGAGGCCUCUGACAUCAUGAAAAGUAUAGGAGAAGCCACACAUUUCUUGCAUUCCAUCAACAUCGCUCACAGAGACAUCAAGCCAGAGAACCUGCUGUACACCUCCAAAAGGCCCGAUGCCAGCCUCAAGCUGACAGAUUUCGGGUUCGCCAAAGAAAUCACCACCUUAAACUCUCUAGCAACACCGUGUUUUACACCAUACUAUGUUGCUCCAGAAGUCCUUGGCCCAGAGAAAUAUGACAGAUCGUGUGACAUGUGGUCUCUGGGUGUCAUUAUGUAUAUUUUACUUUGUGGAUAUCCUCCCUUUUUCUCAUAUCACGGUCUAGCGAUAUCCCCGGGAAUGAAAAGACGGAUCCGUAAUGGACAAUAUGAGUUCCCCAACCAAGAGUGGUGCGAUGUGUCUGAGGAAGCCAAGCAGCUAAUCUGCGGUUUACUGAAAACCGAGCCCACCCAGAGAAUGAACAUCACCGAGUUCAUAAACCAUCCCUGGAUUAAUUCAGUGGAGGUCCCGCAAACGCCUCUUCACACCAGCCGCGUGCUGCACGAGGAACAAGAUGUCUGGGAGCAGGUUAAGGAGGAAAUGACAAAUGCCCUGCAAACGAUGAGAGUGGACUAUGAUCAAAUUAAAAUCAAAACCAUUGAAGACUCAACUAAUCCUCUACUCUUGAAGAGAAGAAAGAAAAGUAAAAACUCAGCCAAACAACUCCCAGGCUAGUGAAUUAAAGGUGUUUUUAAUAGGUAUUCAGUUUCACACAAACACAUGCAUACGAUUUUGUAGGAAAAAAAAGCUUUCAAUGAGAGCUUUGGGGAUAAAGUGCAUUGCCAAGUGUGUCUAAAACCUUUUAUAGUAUAUUUGUAGCUUAAUUAUUUCUUUCUGUUUACCUCAGCUGAUUUUAACACUUUAGAUGCACCUAUGGGCAUUUUGGUAAUGUGCUUUAAGAACUCUUUCUAUGCACUGAGGCUUAUUCAGAAAUCCUCUCAUUAGAGGAAACAAAAAUGUACUGUAUGUGUUGUAUAUUAGGACAGUUUAUUAUAUUGAUGUACAUAUUUGAGUGAGCUUUGUUGGCGUCAACUGACGGUUUUCAGGUUGUUUUCUGUAAGUUUUUCUGUUGUGUUGUGGGUGUGGUUGAGAUAGUUGAAUGAACGUUACCAGAAACCACAACUUUUGUUUUGUAUGCUGACAUGAUGUCACAAGUAUUUCUCCUUACCACAAUAUAGGAGUUUUAUUGCCACAUUGUGGUUGUGUGGAGUAUCUAAAACGUAUUUACUAUGUAUAGCAAUAAUCGCGCUUGCUAUGCUCAUGAGACGGAAACUGUGCUGCCAACUACGGUUGCUUCUGUAGCUUCUCCAGAGCAGCACAAUAAAAGUAGUUGCAUGAGGUCUGUUGUGUGAGGCGUGGAAAGAAAAGUGGUGACGAGUUGUUAAAGGGGUGACGAGAUGUGGAAAAUGUUCACCAUUAUUAUGUCUGCUUUUUAAUCUGGAUUAAAUCUCUUGACAUUCUC
Sebastes umbrosus (honeycomb rockfish) is the source of this 2253-nucleotide messenger RNA. RefSeq names its product MAP kinase-activated protein kinase 2-like. The record is from RefSeq and is a predicted model, not a curated record. Gene Ontology annotation, cellular component: nucleus; cytoplasm. Bases 270 to 1466 code for a protein of 398 amino acids. Gene Ontology annotation, molecular function: calcium/calmodulin-dependent protein kinase activity; calmodulin binding; calcium-dependent protein serine/threonine kinase activity. Lineage: Eukaryota; Metazoa; Chordata; Actinopteri; Perciformes; Sebastidae. The transcript has 10 exons. Gene Ontology annotation, biological process: peptidyl-serine phosphorylation; intracellular signal transduction; inflammatory response.